UCAGUGGGAAGAGAGAAUGGUGACUGUGUCUACAGCUUCACCUUGCCAUACAGGGUCCUCAGCUUGAGACCAAGAAUGGGCAACAUGGAAACCAAUGAGUUGCUUCUAGGAAUGACUUUCUUCUCUCUGACUAUAAGUGGAGUUCUAGGGAAUUUUAUUCUUCUAUACCACUAUAUAUAUAUUUACCUAACAAGAUAUAGGUUAAGGUCUACUGAAUGGAUUCUGAUGCACUUGAUUGUAGCCAAUAUCUUAACUGUACUGUGUAAAGGUGUGCCCAAGACAAUAUCCUUUUUUGGGUUUAAAGACAUUUUCAAUGAUAUUGGAUGCAAAUUAGUUCCUUCUAUACACAGAGUAGCUAGGGGUGCUUGUAUUGGCAGCACCUCUUUUCUUAGUGUGUUUCAGGCUGUAAUCAUCAGCUACAGGAAAUCCAGGUAUUCAUAUUUUAUGGUAAGAACACACAAGUGCAUUUGUUUCUCCUUGUACCUCAACUUGGUAGUUCAUUUAUUUAUAAGCAGCAUAUUUUUUGUCCACAUGAGGGCAAAACAUGACAAUGAAAGCACCACAAACCGUAAAGCUUUUAUAUACUGCUCUUCUGUCCGGCAAGAUCCAACCAGUGACAUCCUUAAUGCACUAUUACUAUCAGGUCCUGAUAUAGUUUUGCUGGGGCUCAUGCUAUGGGCCAGUGGCUCCAUGGUUCUCACACUGUACAGGCACAAGCAGAUGAUGAAAUACAUGUCAAGAACCAAUGUUUCUUCUGGAUCCUCCCCUGAGUCCAGAGCCACUAAAACCAUCCUUCUCCUGGUCAGUACUUUUGUCUCCUUUUACACAAUUUCUUCCCUUUGUCAAUCAUUUGUAUCCAUCACGUAUAAUCCCAGCUGGUCUCUGGUAAAUUUUUCUGAAAUGUCCGCUCUGCUUUUCCCCACUGUUUGUCCCUUUCUUCUCAUGAGCCAAGAGUAUUGGGCAUCCAGUUACUUGAAAAGGAAUAGACACUUCCCCAAGCCUUCUGACCAAGAACAGAAUUGA
Grammomys surdaster is the source of this 1023-nucleotide messenger RNA. RefSeq names its product vomeronasal type-1 receptor 4-like. Gene Ontology annotation, cellular component: membrane. Gene Ontology annotation, biological process: G protein-coupled receptor signaling pathway. Lineage: Eukaryota; Metazoa; Chordata; Mammalia; Rodentia; Muridae. The transcript has a single exon. The coding region runs from base 76 to 1023 and encodes 315 amino acids. The record is from RefSeq and is a predicted model, not a curated record. Gene Ontology annotation, molecular function: pheromone receptor activity.